Molecule: messenger RNA, 624 nt
Organism: Hydatigera taeniaeformis
Lineage: Eukaryota; Metazoa; Platyhelminthes; Cestoda; Cyclophyllidea; Taeniidae
Source: the annotation of a GenBank genome assembly
AUGGACCAUAACCACAUUACCAAGAUUCCUUUCGGCAUCUUUUCUCGAGCUUCGAAUCUCGCCAAGUUGAAUAUGAAGAACAACCAACUGGCUGCUCUGCCACCUGUGGCAGCAAUGGUAAUGGUCAGUGAGUUGGUUAGCUUCAUGUGUUAUCAUAUGUGCACGGGAGGGGAAUGGAGUGGUGAUGAGAAUUGUUUUGCAGAUGUGAAGACCUGGACAAGUUUGGUGGAGCUCAAUUUGGGUACAAAUCAGUUAACAAAGCUGCCCGAGGACAUUGACCAUCUGGUGAACUUGGAGGUGCUCAUUCUGAGCAACAACAUGUUGAAACGGGUACCGCCCUCCAUACAGGAGUUGCGCAAGCUCAGGGUUCUCGAUUUGGAGGGGAAUCACUUGGACUGUUUGCCUACUGAAAUUGUCAGUCAUGGCGGGGGAUGGAGUCGGAAGUUGCAAGUCGGUGAUCAAGUUCAUGUUGUCAUCUACCGUGUGUCUGUGUCUACCUCAUCUACAGUGAACCAGAGACGAAGGGAGCAGCAUUUUGAUCAUGGUUUUGUAGUCGUAUAUCCCAUGCUUGAGGUGAAUUGUCUAUAUUACACGUUUCGACGCCGAUGUGAGGAGUGUAGGUAG